Messenger RNA from Spinacia oleracea (spinach), 330 nucleotides. Its product is annotated as auxin-responsive protein SAUR71-like. Gene Ontology annotation, biological process: response to auxin. The transcript has a single exon. The record is from RefSeq and is a predicted model, not a curated record. The coding region runs from base 1 to 330 and encodes 109 amino acids. NCBI's taxonomy places the organism in Eukaryota, Viridiplantae, Streptophyta, Magnoliopsida, Caryophyllales, Amaranthaceae.
AUGAAAAACUUGAUAAGAAGGAUAAGUAGGAAGAAGGAUCAAUCUUCAUCGAUGUCGCCGCCACGGUAUUCAAGGCUAGGUUGUGAGGAAAUGAACAACAAUCAUCCAAGACACGAAACUCGAAAAGGGUGUGUGCCUGUUAGAGUAGGUAAAUGUGAGGAAGACGAAGAGAGAUUUAUGUUGCCUCUUGGUUGGAUGAAGCAUCCUUGUAUAGUUGAUUUGCUUCAAUUAUCCGCUAAUGAAUUUGGGUAUCAUCAAGAAGGUGUUAUACAUAUUCCUUGUGAAACACAUCAUUUUAGACUUAUUUUGGAGAAUAUUUCUGCCAAAUAA